Messenger RNA from Oppiella nova, 854 nucleotides. NCBI's taxonomy places the organism in Eukaryota, Metazoa, Arthropoda, Arachnida, Sarcoptiformes, Oppiidae. The record is from the annotation of a GenBank genome assembly.
CAUCCAUAUCCCAAUGGCGAGGACUUAUUGGUCACCCAGCGUAAUAAGAUGGUCAAACUGAACUGGGCAACUAAAAAAUACACGGUUAUCGGAGAGGUAGCGCCUGAACUGAAGGGUAAGGAGCGUUUCAAUGAUGGAAAGGCUGAUAAGCUUGGUAGAUUAUGGAUGGGUACCAUUCUGGACAGCGAUAAGGGUGUAGUUCCCGGUAAAGGUAAUCUGUACAAGUGGGAGGAUGGUAAAUUCACCAAGGUGGCCGAUAACUUCUACCUGACCAACGGUAUGACGUGGCCUAAGGACCAGAAAAAGAUGUUUAUCAACGACUCGGAGGGUCGCAAGAUAUAUGUGUUUGACUUUGACCUCGAAAAGGGAACUAUCGCCAACAAAAAGUUGCUGGUUGAUUGCGAUAAUAGCACCGACUGGACAGUGAACGACCACCCGGACGGCCUCACCAUCGAUAUCACCGACCAUUUGUGGGCUUCGAGUUACGCCGGCGGACGGGUAGUCAAAAUCGAUCCCAACACCGGCGAUGUGGUGGACACCUGUUCCAUCCCGUGCCCACUCACCACUACCCCGGUGUUUGGCGGCACCAAUAUGGACGAGAUGUUUGUCACCACCGCUUACUUGAACUUCGGUCCCGACCAGAGGACAGCCCACCCCACCUGUGGACAGACACAUAAGAUUACCUCCGAUUCUAAGCUGUUCGCCGGUAAUGUCAUGUAUAGACCCAAAGCCUAAGGCUGUAUAGCACCUGGAGUUGUGUGUGUAGGUGUCGACGACACGACAUAUAUUUUAUAUAACGUAUAGUUUUACUACUAUUUGUUUUUAAUUGAUCAAUAAAACGGUUUUCCAAUUAA